Jaculus jaculus (lesser Egyptian jerboa) is the source of this 1930-nucleotide messenger RNA. It is a transcript of the gene St6galnac1, whose product is annotated as ST6 N-acetylgalactosaminide alpha-2,6-sialyltransferase 1. Gene Ontology annotation, molecular function: alpha-N-acetylgalactosaminide alpha-2,6-sialyltransferase activity. The record is from RefSeq and is a predicted model, not a curated record. NCBI's taxonomy places the organism in Eukaryota, Metazoa, Chordata, Mammalia, Rodentia, Dipodidae. The transcript is spliced from 10 exons. Bases 1 to 1719 code for a protein of 572 amino acids.
AUGGCGGUGCAGACAGAGGGUCAAGAUGAGCAGACAGUACAGCCUGGUCCCCCUGCCGCCAGCUCCCCCUCUACCCGCCGCUAUCACGCUCACCAUGACUUCAUGUUCCAGGCCCAGGGCUUGGGUUUUUCGGCCACCGUCCUCCUCAUCAAAAGUUCUCUCUCCAGGUAUCAAUUUACAGUGAACAUGAAAGGAAGAGAUCAGGAAUUACUACAAAAGGCCACGUCGCAGGCAACCAAGGAGGGACAGAGGACCAGCAUCCAUGCAGAGUCAGGGCAAGAAGAGGGGCCGCUGAAGACGACCCCCGGAGUGGGCAGGAGAGCAGAGACCAACCAGACCACGUCCUGCACCGAGCAGAGGGCAUCGCUGCAAAGACAGGAAAAGGACCAAACCGUGAACACAGCGCCACUAAGAGGUCAGGGUCAGGAAUUGACCUCUGUGCGGGCAGAGAAAGCUGUGCAGGCGAAUAGGGAUGGAGAGACCACCCAAAGACGGGACCAGCCCAGGAAACACCAGGGCGCCGCAGGGACCCAGGCAAAGACACUUCCGGCUUCCAGACUUCCAGGAGCCGACUUAGCAAAGACAAGCAGGGAAGCACUGGCCACAGCCCCUGUCCUAGCCAAGGACAAGGUAGCCCAGGUCACCCCCUCCCCUGGCCCCUGGCCAAGCCCUACCACGCAAAGACGCCAAAUAUUGAAGGCCAAAAACUUCAAGUCUGAGCCGCGGUGGGACUUUGAGGAAAAAUAUAGUUUUGAUGUGGGGGGCCUUCAGACGACCUGCCCCGACUCUGUGAAGGUCAGGGCCGCUAAAUCUCCAUGGCUCUGGAAUCUCUUUCUGCCCAAUCUUACUCUCUUCCUGGACUCCAGCCACUUCAACCAGAGUGAGUGGGACCGCCUGGAGCACUUUGCACCACCCUUUGGCUUCAUGGAACUCAAUCAGUCCUUGGUGCAGAAGGUCGUGGUGCGCUUCGCCCCGGUGCCUCAGCAGCAGCUGCUCCUGGCCAGCCUCCCUGCCGGGAGCUCCCGAUGCAUCACCUGUGCUGUGGUGGGCAACGGGGGCAUCCUCAACAACUCCCACGUGGGCCAGGAGAUAGACAGCCACGACUAUGUGUUCCGAUUGAGUGGAGCUGUCAUUAAGGGCUAUGAGCAGGAUGUGGGGACAAGAACAUCUUUCUAUGGCUUCACCACCUUCUCCCUGAGCCAGUCAAUCUUCCUCUUGGGCAAUCGGGGUUUCCAGCAGGUGCCUCUGGAUAAGGAUAUCCGCUACCUGCACUUCCUAGAAGGCAGCCGGGACUACGAGUGGCUGGAAACAAUUCUUCUCAAUCACACCCUGGAGAGGACGAAACUUUUCUGGAUCAGGCCCAGGUCCCAGGAGGCGCUCCGGGAAGCCUUGAACAUGAACAGAUACCUGUUGCUGCACCCCGACUUUCUCCGCUACAUGAAGAACAGGUUCCUGAGGUCAAAGUCCCUGGACACAGUCCACUGGAGGAUAUACCGCCCCACCACCGGUGCCUUUCUCCUGCUCAGUGCCCUUCAUCUCUGCGACAAGGUGAGUGCCUAUGGCUUCAUUACCAAGAACCACAGACGCUUCUCUGAACACUACUAUGAUAAGUCACUGAGGCGGCUGGUGUUUUACAUAAACCAUGACUUUGGGUUGGAGAAAAACGUCUGGAAGCGUCUGCAUGACGAAGGCAUCAUCCGGCUCUACCAGCGUCCCUAAACCGCCAAAGCACAGAAUGGAUGGAGGUGGGCUGUGGGCUCACAGGUACAGUGAGAGUCUCCCCUCCACCCCCUGCCCCCAUAUUCUCCAAGCUGGAACCAGCCCCAAGCCCUUCGAGACUCUCAAGGAGCAGCUGUAUAAAGGAGGACGCUCAAGAUAACAAGAGUGAUGGACGGGUUUGGAGUCCUGUGGAAAAUUGCUGCAGGUUCUG